GAAUCAGGGGGUUUGGAUAACCAAAUAAAUACUAAAAAUAAAAAGAGACGAGCUUUGUACUGAAAAGCGCGGAGCAUAAUGGAGGCGAUUCCAAAACUUGUCGCCGGAUUUCUUCUGCUGACCUUAUGCGUGCUUGGCUGCUCCAGCCAACACUGGUCCUACGGCCUGCGCCCUGGGGGGAAGAGAAGUACUGAGAAUCUGAUUGAUGCUUUCCAAGAGAUAGCCAAAGAGGUUGAUCAACCCGCAGAACGUCCGCGCUUCGAAUGCACCAUCCACCAGCCCCGUUCUCCCCUCAAGGACCUGCGAGGAGUUCUGGAAAGUCUGACUGAAGAGGAAACUGGGCAGAAGAAGAUUUAAACCCACUGAGUCAAAAGGAUUGUCAACACAAGUAUAAUUCUGACAUUGCAAUUUGUGACCCGUUUAACGUCUAUCAAUUGUGUGAAUUUCAGAUACGCUUAUGCUAAAUUUGCAUAUUUCACCAGGAAGUGCUGUGUUAUGAAUAAAGUGGCAUAACUGUUA
Molecule: messenger RNA, 519 nt
Organism: Leopardus geoffroyi (Geoffroy's cat)
Lineage: Eukaryota; Metazoa; Chordata; Mammalia; Carnivora; Felidae
Gene: GNRH1
Product: gonadotropin releasing hormone 1
Exons: 4
Coding region: 79-357 (92 amino acids)
Biological process (GO): multicellular organism development
Cellular component (GO): extracellular region
Molecular function (GO): gonadotropin hormone-releasing hormone activity
Source: RefSeq, a predicted model, not a curated record